CUCCUCCUCGUCUGUUGGCUCAUCAUUCUAGUUGUGGAGUGAAGGCACUUUGCCUGACAGGUGCCACCGAGGCAGCAAAAGUCCUGCUACGCUAGAUCUGAAUUUAGUUUUCCGUGUUUUAUCUUAGGUUUUUAUUUUAUUGUAUUUUUUUUUUCAUGGAAGUUCCCCGAUUCGCACUCCUGUCCAGGUGGUGACGGUAUUGCGCCAGGAAAACAAACGUAACCGCUGUUAAGAAGGGGGGGGGAGAGAACGCAAGAAAGACAGAAGAAGAGCAGGAAGCCGAAGAAGAAGAAGGAGAAGAAGAAGAAGAAGAAGAAGAGAUUUGUUGGCUGGUAGGCUGCCGUGCUUGGCGUCCUCUGAAACUUCAGGAGUUUUGCCGCAUUUGAUGACUUUCUCGGCCUGAUUCUUUCCAGCCGGCGACUCCUCUGGUUCCUCCGGCUACAGGACUCCCAAGAAACUCCUUCUUCCCAACACGCGGAUGCCUGCGCGCCGCACGUAUCGCUGCGUCCCGUCUCGCCUCCUCCGCGCUGGUUCGACCGCCGCCUCCUCCGACAGAAACCUUGUAAAAUGGCCUCGGACGAGCUGUCCUCCAAGCUGAACCGCCGGCUACAGAUCGAAGAAGGAGUCGAGGAGCCGGUGGCGGUGGACGGAGACGGACACGAGAACGGGACGGAGGAGGAGGCGGAGGAAGAGAAGCCUUGCACGGCCAACGCGGACGCGGAGCUGGGCGCCAAACUGCUGCGGCGCGGCGAGCCUCCGCAGCAGCCCAGCAUGAAGGUGUUCAACCCGUACACCGAGUUCAAGGAGUUCUCCAGGAAGCAGAUCAAGGACAUGGAGAAAAUGUUCAAAGAGUUUGAUGCAGGGAAGGACAACUUCAUUGACCUUAUGGAGCUGAAACUGAUGAUGGAGAAGCUGGGCGCUCCCCAAACCCACCUGGGCCUGAAGAACAUGAUCAAAGAGGUGGACGAAGACCUGGACAACAAGCUGAGCUUCAGAGAGUUCCUGCUGAUCUUCAGGAAGGCGGCGGCCGGAGAACUGGAAGAGGACAGUGGCCUCAUCGUCUUGGCCCGUCUGUCAGAGAUCAACGUCUCUACUGAGGGCGUGAAAGGAGCCAAGACCUUCUUUGAGGCCAAAGUCCAUGCCAUCAAUGAGUCCAACCGCUUUGAGGCUGAGAUACGCCAAGAGCAAGAGGAGAAGAAGAAGCAGGCGGAGGAGAGGAAGCAGCGACAAGCAGCCUUCAAGGAGCUCCAGUCAGCAUUCAAAUGAUCUCCUCCAUCUUCACCGUUGGACCCUUCGUUCAGCCCUUCUGUGAUGUACCGUCUCUCUUUCUGUCGUUUCAUACGUGUUUGCUCUAGAAAGCUGUGCUUUGGAAAGUAAGUGAGCAAGGCAGCAGUGAUUUGUGUUGGGUUAAGCACUGGUCUGUUGUACGAUGGGUUGCAUCUAUUAGUUCCAGGGUACCACCACUACCCGCAAUGAUGGUGGUUUUGUCUGUGUCCUCUGGAGAACAUUGUAAGUUCAUGUCCCUUCACUGUUAAUGUUUUCAUCAAUGACACUGGUUGUGAAAGUGUGAUGUAAAGGCUUUUAAAGGGUGGUGGUAGUGACGAUGCUUAAUUGUAAUAUUGUGUUGUAACAUUUUGUUUGAACAUGGUGUCCAGUGCCUGUUUGUUCAGUCCAUUGUAAAUGGUUUGGUAACUUGGUGACUCCAUAGUUUGGCUGUACAUGUCGUAUCCUGUAAGUUUCAUUCUGUCCUGGUUGCAGUGUAAUUUUCUUGCCGGAGUGUCGGAUCAACCUUUCCUGAUUCCGUGAGAUACUCCAGCAGGAUGUUCCAUACACAUAAUUACAUCCUAAUAUUGGGUUUAUUCAGUGUUUAAUUUUGACCGAUAAUCUAGCUCUAUUUUUAAUGUUAGCUCUAUAUUUUUUAAUAUUGGGGCAGGGUGGGAUGGGGGUGGGGUUUUGCAUGAGUGGUGGUGGGCAUUUAUUUUUAACCAGUGUGGUUUGCAUGAGCACUGUGAAGUUCUGACAAUCCUGAGCGUCUUCUUGCUAACCACCCCUGUCGAUAAGCUACUGACAUGCAACACUGUUCUACCAAAUGGCAGUCUGUACUGAACACAUUACUACUGCUCAUUCUGAUUCAACUUGGAUGGAAAGAGCACAGAUCAGGAAGUCUGGUGGAGCAAACAUACUGCAGUACUGGACUUCCCAGUAGUGCUUCCUGUCUGGUGAUGUCACGUGACUGUGACACAUCCAUGGGGAAAUUUGGGUAAAGGAGAUGGAUGAAUUUGGUGUUCAAUUUCAUAGCAUGUUUGUACCUCCGGGUAUUCAUACAGACGAGGUUUGUACCCGUUAUGUGUUCAAUACAUAACGGUGGCUUUAAUCCCAAACUCACUCAAAGCAUUUUAACUUGAUGCUGAUUGAGCCGCAUUUGGUCCGCAUGUGGCCGUUCAGUAUUUCAGCUCUGUAUGCAGAAGCUUAUCAAACCUGUCAUACAGAUGAAUUUGGAUAACUAAGCAUCAAACAAAAUGAUUUUCCAACCCACGUCCAUGUCAAAGCAGUACUCAGCAAGAGACAUGCUGUGGUUUCUCCUUUACUCAGUUUUGCAAGAUGAAACUUGUGUGAUGCACUCGAUCAGAAAUCAACUGAACCUUUCAAAGCUUUGCCAGAUAUCUGCACAAUUUGCACUCGUUUGGUCAUUUGCAUGAGUUUAAUCAAGAGAUUUAAUGAUUUAAAAAAAAUCAAUUAGCUUCACGUUUUGCUUAAAGAAACUAACCCAGCUAAACUGACAUGUUCAUGUUUUGCGUUAGAGCACAUUAUAGAAUAUUUUAUAUAUUGUUUGUCCUCAUAAAGGGCUUGGCUUUUGAAAGUAAUAUUGUGGCUUCAAAGCAAGUGGGUGAAGCGGAGACUGAAGGGAAGGGGUACGAUGAUUUUCAAUAUUCGGCAGGAUUUUGGUGUGAUGACUGUAAACUUGGUAUCGUCUGGUGAUACGGUGCGUCACGGCACAUCGCAACUGAGAAGCGGUGAUAUAAAUAUAUAUUUUUUUCAUGACUAAAUUCAAAAAUAAUUUUAGUUUUAUAUGUAGAGGAGGGAUUUUGUGAAAUCUUCUGUGUUAUCGUGGCUGCUGAACACAAGCCGGUCUGUCAAGGUAAAGAAGCGACAGCCGCUGGCUCGCCUUACAGUGAAGGGGACGAGCCGCCUGCUUGGUCUGCGAGUAAAGAGACCGGUUUGUUUUUCGUCGUGACGUAGAGGUUGGUUUGUAAACCGUGUUUGUGUCAAAUGCUGAAGUGAAAUCUGUUGUUGGCUUCUGUUUUUAUGUUCUCUGCUGCUCCCGUUUGUCCAGAACAAACCAACUUUUAACUGAACCCAAAAAGAGGAAGAACAGAACAAAUGAAUUCAGUGUUUCCCUACGUUCUCUUAUUCAUUCCUUUGUCUUUAUGCCCUAAACAUUCUCAUGACCGUUGGGAACAUUGUGCCAAAAGUGCUUUCUCUACACUUCAGUCCAGUCUGACAUUCCCAUGAGAACGUAGAAUUUAAAAUGCUUAAAGAUCGCUUUAACAGUUGGAAGAGAUGCUGUUCCUCACAUUGAGCUCAGUGUAAUGAAGUGUAGUGGAAAUCAGACGUCCCUGACUCGGACCCAGAAGCCUGUUUAUUCUCUGCCUGAAGAAAACUUGUUCAUCCAGAAUAAGAUAAAACAUUGUUAUCUGAUUAUUAUUGUUAUCGUAUUGUUAUCACUUAUUUGAAGAUUUGGUUCGAGUUUAGAGUUUGCGCUCCUCCUCAGUGUUUGGACUGAUUCCUUCUGAUUUUCAGGGCUUCAUUCUUUUGCUGUGAUUUGAACAAUUCAGCGUUUCUAAUUGUUUUUCACUGUAUUGUCCCACAGACUAAUGGAGAAAUCUGUCUGCUCCAUACUUGCUUUUAUUUUUAACUGUAACAAAAAGGCAUUAUUAUUUUUGUUGCAAUAAAUUUCGAUUUCUAA
This is a messenger RNA of Lampris incognitus (smalleye Pacific opah), 3967 nucleotides long. RefSeq names its product EF-hand domain family, member D2 (gene efhd2). Lineage: Eukaryota; Metazoa; Chordata; Actinopteri; Lampriformes; Lampridae. The record is from RefSeq and is a predicted model, not a curated record. Gene Ontology annotation, molecular function: calcium ion binding. The coding region runs from base 568 to 1266 and encodes 232 amino acids. The transcript is spliced from 4 exons.